AUGCGUCUCGUCCUUCUGUUAUGUGUCAUCAUUUUCGCAGGUUUUGAAGCUGAAGCAUUAUCCUAUGAUUACACUGCAAGCAUUGAAUGUUUGGAAUACCCACAGAAGCCUCAGUACAAUGGAGGAAUCAUCCAAAACCCAGAACUUAAUAAUGAUCUAAAAGGGUGGACUCCAUAUGGGGGUGCAAUAAUAGAGUAUAGAGAAUCAUUAGGCAACAAAUAUGUUGUAGCUCAUAGCAGAAAUCAAGCAAAUGAUAGUGUCUCCCAGAAGAUUUUCCUGCAAAAGGAUGAGCAUUAUACUUUAUCAGCUUGGAUACAAGUGAGUGAGGGAAAUGUUCAAGUAAAUGCAAUUGUCAAAACAACUAAAGGAUUAAAACUUGCUGGUGCCAUUGUUGCUGAGUCUAAUUGCUGGUCUAUGCUUAAAGGAGGUCUCACAGCAGAUACAUCAGGAGCAGCUGAGCUCUAUUUUGAGAGCAAUAACACUUCUGUAGAUAUUUGGAUCGACAGUAUUUCCUUACAACCAUUCACAGAAAAGCAAUGGAGAUCUCAUCAAGAUCAAAGCAUUGAGAAGGCACGGAAGAGGAAGGUGUUAGUUCAAGUAGUUGAUGAUGAAGGAAAUCCUUUACCAAAUGCAAGUAUAUCUAUUAUACACAAGAAGUCAAGCUUUCCAUUUGGAAGUGCCAUCAACCAUUACAUCCUGAACAACAGUGCAUAUCAAAAUUGGUUCACCUCAAGGUUCACAGUCACCACAUUUGAAAAUGAAAUGAAGUGGUACAGCACCGAAUAUAUGCAAGGCAAGGAGAACUACUCGGUUGCCGAUGCCAUGCUACAGUUUGCAAAGCAACACAACAUUGCUGUUCGAGGUCACAAUGUAUUUUGGGAUGAUCCUAGUUACCAACAAAGUUGGGUUACUUCACUCUCACUAGACCAGCUCAAAUCAGCAGUCCAAAGGAGGGUGAAUUCCAUUGUGUCAAGAUACAAGGGUCAACUUAUUGCUUGGGAUGUUGUUAAUGAAAAUCUGCACUUUUCAUUCUUCGAAAGUAAACUUGGACAAAAAUUUUCAGCCAGGAUGUUAAAAAAGGUUCACAAUAUUGAUAGGAAAACCACUUUAUUCUUGAAUGAUUAUAAUACCAUUGAGGAUAGCACAGACGGUUUAUCAUCCCCAGCAAAGUACAUCCAGAAACUCAGAGAGAUACAAAGCUAUGCUGGGCAUCGAAGAUUGCCAAUUGGAAUUGGGGUUGAGUCCCAUUUCCCUAAUUCUCCUCCUAAUCUGCCUUACAUGAGAGCUUCCAUUGAUACCCUUGCAGCUACUGGUUUACCAAUUUGGAUUACAGAACUUGAUGUUGAAUCCCAGCCUAAUCAGGCAGAGUACUUGGAGCAGGUUCUUAGGGAAGCAUACUCACACCCGCACGUUCAGGGCAUUGUACUGUGGACAGCAUGGUCACCACAAGGUUGCUAUAGGAUGUGCUUAGUGGAUAACAAUUUCAAGAACUUGCCUACAGGGGAUGUUGUGGACAAGCUGCUUAGUGAAUGGGGGUUAAAAAAAUUAUUAGGGACGACAGACCAAAAUGGGUUCCUUGAGGCCUCCCUUUUUCAUGGCCACUACGAAAUGGAAAUCAGUCACCCUUUCAAGAAGAACUAUACUUUCACUCAGAACCUACAAGUGAUUCUAACGGAUGAGUUCAACAAAACAAAUCAAUUUAUACAACUUUCUUUAUAG
Messenger RNA from Gastrolobium bilobum, 1719 nucleotides. Its product is annotated as endo-1,4-beta-xylanase 5-like. The record is from RefSeq and is a predicted model, not a curated record. Lineage: Eukaryota; Viridiplantae; Streptophyta; Magnoliopsida; Fabales; Fabaceae. Gene Ontology annotation, molecular function: hydrolase activity, hydrolyzing O-glycosyl compounds. Gene Ontology annotation, biological process: carbohydrate metabolic process. Bases 1 to 1719 code for a protein of 572 amino acids. The transcript is spliced from 7 exons.